UAUACAGAAAGCAAGCAGGUGAAAAGACAUGAGGAAAUACAGCUGGAACAGUUUCAAGGAUUUCAUUUUCAGAAAUCCUGCAGUCGUCAACCAGGAUCCACAUGUGGAUGAUGGCGAUGAGAAUACUGAGCGUGGGAACUGGGCCAGCAAGAAGGAGUAUAUCCUCUCUACGAUCGGCUAUGCUGUUGGACUGGGAAAUAUCUGGAGAUUUCCAUAUUUGGCCUACAAGAAUGGAGGGGGUGCCUUUCUUAUCCCCUACUUUGUGAUGUUGGUGGUGGCUGGAAUUCCCCUUUUCUUCCUGGAAAGCGCCUUUGGACAGUUUUGCAGCCAAGGUCCAAUCAACAUAUGGAGAUCAGUGCCGAUCCUGCAGGGUGUUGGCGUUGCCAUGGUUAUGGUCACGGUAAUAGUCUCAAUUUAUUAUAACGUCAUCAUCGCUUACAGCCUGUACUACAUGUUCGCCUCCUUCCAGUCUCCUCUGCCGUGGUCUAGCUGCCUCAGUCAGGCUGACAAUAACUGCAGCAACACUCCUAUAGUAUACUGCAAUGUAAGUGGUGAUUUAGUGGCCAACUGGACUCAGGAAAACAGCACUUGUCCUUCAUCCAACAUCAUCACAGUUCCAGUGCAGAGCCCGAGUGAGCAGUACUGGGAUCAUGUGGCUUUGCAGAGAUCCAGUGGUCUGGAUGAAACAGGACCAGUAGUUUGGCACUUGGCCCUUUGUCUGCUGCUGAGCUCCAUAAUUAUUGCUGCAGCGCUCAUCAGAGGCAUCAAGUCAUCAGGCAAAGUUGUGUAUUUCACUGCUACUUUUCCCUAUGUGGUGAUUCUGAUCCUGCUGAUCAGAGGUGUGACACUGGAGGGAGCCAGAGAUGGAAUUGAGUUCUACAUUGGUUCCCAAUCCAAUUUGACGAAACUGACCGAAGCACAGGUCUGGAAAGACGCUGCAACUCAGACCUUCUACUCUCUCUCAAUUGGCUGGGGUGGAGUCAUGACUCUUGCUUCUUAUAACAACUUCCACAACAAUGUGUUCAAGGACUCAUUUGUUGUAACCCUUACUAAUGCUGGUACCAGCGUGCUUGCAGGCUUUGCCAUAUUUUCAAUCUUGGGUCACAUGGCUCACAUCUACAAAAUGCCUGUUGUAGAAGUCGUGAAGGAAGGAUUUGGCCUGGCAUUCAUUGCAUAUCCAGAUGCUCUGUCUAAGCUUCCUAUUUCCCCUCUGUGGUCUAUUUUGUUCUUCUUCAUGCUUUUGACUGUUGGUCUGGACUCCCAGUUUGCAGGAAUAGAGGUGAUCACCACCUGCCUGCUCGAUGCCUACCCUAAAAUAUUCAAAUCCAAACGAGCUUUAUUGACUAUUACGACGUCUUCCAUCCUUUACCUGCUGGGAUUGCCAUGUGUCACAAGGGCAGGAAUAUACUGGGUGACUCUAAUCGACCAGUUUGCUGCCAGCUGGGUGCUGCUAUGUUUGGCUCUCUUGGAGAUCAUUGGUGUCUGCUACAUAUAUGGAGGGAACCGUUUUAUCAAAGACAUUGAGAUGAUGAUUGGAAAUAGGAGUUUCACUUUCUGGUUAUGGUGGAGAGCAUGUUGGUUCUUUAUCAGUCCCUGCAUCAUAGUGGUGAUCUUGAUCUGGUCCCUGAUGACAUUUACGCCACCCUCUUAUGGAGGAGUCCCGUUCCCAGUCUGGGGUUUGACUUUGGGCUGGUGCAUGACUGUAUUUAUGCUCCUCUGGGUCCCCGUCACUGCUGUGUAUAAGAUAAUGAGAUCCGAGGGAAGCCUGUGGCAGCGUCUGAAGUCGUUGUGCUCUCCAGCUGAAGAAUGGCAUCCCUAUCUGGACAUCCAUCGAGGAGAACGUUACUCACCAGAACGCUGCCGCUUGAGAAUGAGCCAAAGAACCAAACCAGAAGUAAAUGUGAACGUAAUCUCGAGCUCAUGGCUCUGAUGUGUGUUUUUAUGUGUUUAUGUUUUCUUCUCUUCUUUUCAGUGCAGCAGUGUAAUAUGUUAACAAUUUAUAUUGAAAGUUACAUUAAGCAACUCAAAUAUUACUUUUCCUAAAAAAAAACAUUAUAUUUGAGAAUUCAUUAUUUUUAAUUUCCAACUUCAAGCAAGGCUUGUGAACAUCAAGUUGACAGUUAGUGUGGAAAAAAGAGAUAAAUAGCUGGGUUUGACAAUAAGCGCCUGGCUUCGUACCAACCCAAAGUGCUCAGCGACAGAAGGAGGCUGCUUCUGCCAUGCCCAGCCUCACUGACACUGAUGUCCAUCAGUUUGCAAAAUAAGUAAAUAUUUACCACGGCAAAAAAUGACAACUGACGUCAGCACAUAUUAUCUAUCAGCUUAAUUGUACAAACAACAACAAAUUGAAUUACAAUUCUGCAUAUUUAAACAAAAUCCACAUCAACAACCAGCAGCCAUAGUCCUUACAACCUUAAAUCCAGUUACCUCAAACAAUGUAGGCAACAACAAAGAUACAAAUCAGAUUGGAAAGAAGAAAGAAUAAGUUACGCUGUAUACCCUGCAAAACAAUAGAUGACAUGCUAAACUUGAUCUAAAACUAGAUAGCCAUAUCUUAAUAAUCUUAAGAUGACAUGAAUCUUGAAACACCACCACACAAAGCAACUUAAACCUAUAUCUACCGAAUGCUGAACCUCUGUAAAUGAUGUCAAACCCCAAAUACACCACACAGCUGUACUAUAAGUAAAGAUGCAACCAUUAACAGAACUGGCAGACACUUGUUGUGGAGUGAAUUCACUGGAACGGGGGAGGGAGAUUGCGACAUCUAGCGGCUUAACGAUAUCAAUAGCACUUUUCCUUUACAGCGGCUUUGGAAUCAGCCAAUUGUUUUUAUUUUGUCAAUGAUUCAUUCAUUUGUAUUCGUCCCACUUUCUUUCAUUCCAAAUGUGUAAUGUUCUGUCAGUAGUGACUGUCUAUGUUCAGUUUCUUGUCAGUUAACUAAGUUUGUUUUGCGCCUCACCUGUGAUAUUCAAUAAUAAACAACUUAUUUCUCUA
Messenger RNA from Cyclopterus lumpus (lumpfish), 2994 nucleotides. RefSeq names its product solute carrier family 6 member 14 (gene slc6a14). The record is from RefSeq and is a predicted model, not a curated record. Bases 29 to 1930 code for a protein of 633 amino acids. The transcript has 15 exons. NCBI's taxonomy places the organism in Eukaryota, Metazoa, Chordata, Actinopteri, Perciformes, Cyclopteridae. Gene Ontology annotation, cellular component: membrane. Gene Ontology annotation, biological process: sodium ion transmembrane transport. Gene Ontology annotation, molecular function: L-proline transmembrane transporter activity.